CAAUUAUCAGAUGUAGGUUAUCCGGGUCCAUGCGUUUUAUUGAAUUGUUCCUCGAUUUAAUCAUAAAAUCGCUCUUUCAACAAACUAGUGAAUAGUAAAACAUUGUAAUUAGUGUAAUUAACAGCGAAAGUUCAUAAAAAAAUCUUCAAAAUGGUCGAGCAACAACGUCAAAGGAUUGAACAAGAAAUGACCAAAAUGAUAAACGAUUUGGAUUUGCAAUAUUUACGAAAAAUGCAAGCCGAUAUGCACCGAUGUGCGGCUGCUUGCUGUGAUAAUAAAGAAGUUUCCUUAGAAAGGGUUCAAAAAUGCGUGGAAAAUUGCUCGGCCAGAAUAAAUAUGGCACAAUCUUACGUACAAACUGAAUUAGAACAGCUUCAAAACAAACUGCAAAGAUGCGUAAUGGAUUGCAACGAUGAUGUUAGAGUUAAAAUGGGCCCUAAUCCUUCUCAGUCAGAGGUUGACAAAUUUACUGCCAUGUUUGAAAAUUGUGCCACUAAAUGUGUGGAUAAGCAACUCGAAUACAUACCUUCUUUAAUGAAAAGAAUGAAGUCGCAUUUGUCGAAAGAACAAAAUACAUAAAUAAGUUUUUUUGUCAAUUAUUAGAUAUCUUAGUAAAAUUAUUAUUUGUGUUAUUCUGUAUGUUGAUGUUAAUUGGUUAUUUUGAUGCCUAUAAGUACCUACGACAGUCCAGUACAUAUUGAUUUAUC
This is a messenger RNA of Phyllotreta striolata, 707 nucleotides long. The record is from the annotation of a GenBank genome assembly. Lineage: Eukaryota; Metazoa; Arthropoda; Insecta; Coleoptera; Chrysomelidae.